Molecule: messenger RNA, 1576 nt
Organism: Exaiptasia diaphana
Lineage: Eukaryota; Metazoa; Cnidaria; Anthozoa; Actiniaria; Aiptasiidae
Product: NAD-dependent protein deacetylase sirtuin-6
Exons: 6
Coding region: 32-1186 (384 amino acids)
Molecular function (GO): NAD+ binding
Source: RefSeq, a predicted model, not a curated record
UCUCAACCUUCACUAAGAGAAACAAACCAAGAUGUCGGUGAACUACGCKGCCGGUUUAUCUGACUACCCCAACAAAGGAAAAUGCGGCUUGCCAGAGUAUUUUGAUGCAGAUGAAGAAUUGAUGUCGAAAGUCGACCAACUAGUGAAGUUGAUACGAGAAGCAUCACACGUUGUUGUCCACACUGGAGCAGGUAUAAGCACAUCGRCAGGGAUUCCYGACUUUCGUGGACCUAAAGGAGUGUGGACUUUGGAAGAAAAAGGUUUAAGCCCUAAAUUUGACGUUUCCUUUGAUACCGCAAAGCCUUCUUUGACUCAUAUGGCACUGAAGAAGAUGGAGCAAGAAGGUUUAAUUCAUUAUGUCAUAAGCCAAAAUGUCGAUGGAUUGCAUUUAAAAUCGGGAUUUCCRAGGUCUAAGCUGUCUGAACUCCAUGGUAACAUGUUUGUUGAUAAAUGUGAUAAGUGUGGUAAAGAAUACAUCAGGAAAGUUGCUACRAAAAGUGUUGGUCUUAAAAAAACUGGACGAACUUGUGAACAGAAAAGAAGAAGAGGACAUUGCAGGGGCAAACUAAGAGAUACCAUACUGGACUGGGAGGACAACCUACCAUAUGAAGAUCUCUUGUCUGCAGAACAGCAAUCAAGGCAGGCAGAUUUGUCCAUUUGUCUCGGUACAUCAUUACAAAUUCUACCAAGUGGAAAUCUACCUGUGAUGACCAAGAAGAAUGGAGGGAAGAUAGUGAUUGUUAACUUACAAAGGACAAAACAUGACAAAAAAGCAGAUGUAAAGAUAAACUAUUAUGUGGACGAAGUCAUGAAGAAAGURAUGGAGUCAUUCAACCUAACGAUACCUGAAUACCAUGGCUUUCAUCCAGAAAAUGACCCUGAAYUGUGCUCCAGUGUCUUGAAAGAUGAACCCAACACAGAACAGUCUGAAAGUGAAGAUGAAGAGGGUACCUCURUCAUUAUUAAAACUGAAUUAGAUCAGAAUUUGAUCCAAAAUGGUGACCACAUUCAAGAUAAAACUCACUGUGUUGAUGCAGCAAGCACGAAYAUGAUUAAAUCAGAAAGAAAGAGAAAGGAAAGUGAAGAAUACAAGACAGAAAACCACUGUUUAAAACGAUUAUAUAAUGAUGAAGAAAACUGUGACAGUGGCAGAUCAACAAGUCCAAAGAGAGCUAAAGAUGAUUGAUUUGUCUUACAGCUGUCAAACUAAUAGUUGUCGUAUAAUUCAAGGGAAUGUGUACCCAAAAGAGCAAAAAUAUUUUGUUUCAUUACCAAGAUAAAGCUGCUUUGACUGCACAUGUAACGGGCUGAUAUGCACUUUAUAUUUCAUGUCUACUGAGUAUAUGAUAUAAUAUUUAUUUGUAUAUAUUAUGUAAUAUAUGACAAGAUGUUGAUUAUAAAAGAAAUGUACAGUUGAUAUGAGAGUUAGUACAGUUUUAUAUGUAGAAAAUAGCAAAAAGCGUUGUUGUUGUUCAUAUAUGAAUCUAAAUUUCAAUGGAAAAUUGAAAGAAAUUUUCAUAGGGUUUUAUCAUGAUUAAUGAGRUUUGGAGGAUCUGUUUAUUUAUUGCUAUAAAAG